Messenger RNA from Otolemur garnettii (small-eared galago), 1823 nucleotides. It is a transcript of the gene TOR3A, whose product is annotated as torsin family 3 member A. The coding region runs from base 1 to 1209 and encodes 402 amino acids. NCBI's taxonomy places the organism in Eukaryota, Metazoa, Chordata, Mammalia, Primates, Galagidae. Gene Ontology annotation, molecular function: ATP binding; ATP hydrolysis activity. Gene Ontology annotation, cellular component: nuclear envelope; endoplasmic reticulum lumen. The transcript is spliced from 6 exons. The record is from RefSeq and is a predicted model, not a curated record.
AUGCUUCGCGGCCCGCGGCGGCCGCUGGGGCUCUGCCUCCUGCUGCUGCUACUGCCGCUGCCGCUCCCGGGCUCGUCUGGGCGCCGCGGCGCAGCGCUGCCGUGGGAGAGGACGGACGAGCCGGGCUCGGGCGGGGCCUGGUCCGGCUUCCGGCGCCUGCGGGAGCGGCUGCGCGCGGCCGGGGCCCUCUCCAAGCGGUACUGGGCGCUCUUCAGCUGCCAGGUGUGGCCGGACGACUGUGAGGACCACGAGAAGGCAGCCCCCGGGCCCUUCGGCUGGAGCCUUCCCGUGUUGGGCCAGCAGUACCUGGAUAUCCUGACCACAUGGUACUGCAGCCUGCGGGACUGCUGCGACAGUGGAGACUGCAGGAUCUCCAACAACUUCACAGGCUUAGAGUCAGACCUGAACGUGCGACUGCACGGCCAACAUUUGGCCCGGGAGCUAGUCCUAAGAACAGUGAGGGGCUACUUAGCGAUGCCCCGGCCAGAAAAGCCCCUGGCUCUCUUGUUCCACGGCUGGUCUGGCACAGGCAAGAACUUUGUGGCCCGGAUGCUGGCAGAGAACCUGUAUCGGGAUGGGCUGAGAAGUGACUGUGUCAGGAUGUUCAUCGCCAUGUUCCACUUUCCUCACCCCAAGUACGUGGACCUGUACAAGGAGCAGCUGACAGGCCAGAUCCAGGAGACACAACAGCUCUGCCCCCAGACCCUGUUCAUCUUCGAUGAGGCUGAGAAGCUGCAUCCAGAGCUACUGGAGGUCCUUGGACAAUACUUGGAACACAGUGUCCCUGAGGGCCACAAGGCUAAGCCUCCGCGAGCCAUCUUUCUUUUUCUCAGUAACCUUAGGGGCAACAUAAUCAAUGAGGUGGUCCUGAAUUUGCUUAAGUCUGGAUUGUCUCGGGAAGAAAUUACCAUGGAACACUUGGAGCCUCACCUCCACGCUGAGAUUGUUGAGUCCACAGACAGUGGCUUUGGCCACAGCUGUCUUGUGAAGGAAAACCUGAUUGACUUCUUUGUCCCGUUCCUGCCACUGGAGUACCGGCAUGUGAGGCUUUGUGUACGUGAUGCUUUUCUGAGCCAGGAGCUCCAGUACACUGAAGAGGCAUUGGAUGAAAUCGCAAAGAUGAUGGUGUAUGUCCCCAAAGAGGAGCAACUCUUUUCUUUCCAGGGCUGCAAAUCUAUUUCCCAGAGAAUUAACUACAUCCUGCCAUGAAGGUUGGAUAAAGACUUCCUGGAGCUACCAUUCUUCCACUAAUAUUUGGGACUAUAAGGUGUGGAGGAACAGGUUGGCCUCCAGCAUUAACCAGCACAGCGGUGUGUAGAAGGACAUCCUUCCACGAGAAGCAGAGCCAGUUCUUAAGCUCACUUAGUGCCUUAAAGACACACACCUUCCAAGAUGUGCGUUAGGUGGCUGGUGAAAGCCAUGUGGGAGAUGGGCAAACCCCAAGGGCUCAUUACGGCUCUCCAGCUGGUCUCCUUAGCGUCUUAGCUCUUCCUUGCAGAUGCCUGGACUUGGGUGUUGGGCUUCAGAGGCUGCAGGAUUCUUAGGUUACAGAGCUGGAAGAAUGAAGUUCUGUGACCUAGGGGAGCAGAGUCCACCUCAGGUUUGUGAGCUGGGUGGCUGGCUUUCAAGUUGUUAGUCCCAGAGGCAAGUUGAGCAGCUUCUGUUGUGAGCAGGUUUACAAAGCGCCUCAGGCUGAGGAGAAAAGUGCACAGCAGAAGAUACUUUCAAAAUCAGUUGACUAAGAUUGAAAAGAAUUUUUUAAAAUAUAGGGGUCUCGACAUGACUAUCAUUUGUAAAGAUUAAAAUUUUGUAUUUUUCUAAAA